ACGACGUCGUCUACCUUGUCCCCAUCAACCAUUACCUUGACAAAACUGGCAAUUUCUUGGCCCCAGACCAUCCCUCUCUCUCUCUCUCUCUCUAACCUGCUCGUCCAUUCGCGUUUCGCGUAGCCCAUCUCUCUCAUUCUCUCAGCCCUUUCUCUUUCUCUCUCUCUCUCUCUCUCUCUCUAAUCGCGAGCUCAUCGCACAAAAUCUCUGGAUUUCGCUAAUUCAAUCGCUCUUCCUUUUCCGAUUCCAAUCGAUCGAAUCUCUCUCUCUUUCUUUCUCUCUUCACAGCUCGACGAUAAAUCCGUACUUUAAAGUUUAUGCCACCUAAGCCCUAGACCCACGGCCCCCCCAACAUUUCCAACCGUGGGUUUGCGUUUUUCCCCUUAUUCAAUCGAAGAUCCGGGGCCUGAUCUAGGGUUUUACUCGGCUCGAAUUUCGCGAAUCUAGGGUUUCUUUCUUUCUUCAGUGGAAUUCGACUCGGGAUUGAUGUUUCUUUUCAAGGAAGAAGGUGGGAUCGAUUCAGAAAUCAAGGAAGAUGGAGGGCUAUGCAUGGGUCGGGAGGUGAGAAGUGGAAACGGAGUCGGCACAUGUGGCCGGUCCCUGAUUCGACCGCGACGACUGUAGCUACCAACAACAAUUCCAACACUCUCGAUUCCUUCUGCAAAGAUGGUCGCAAGAUCCAAGUUGGUGACUGUGCACUUUUCAAGCCACCUCAGGACUCCCCACCUUUCAUUGGAAUAAUUCGUAGGCUUAAUUUAGACAAAGAGGACAGGAUAACUUUAGGUGUUAAUUGGAUUUAUCGACCUGCUGACAUAAGGCUUCCAAAAGGGAUCUCGCUAGAAGCUGCCCUGAACGAGGUCUUUUAUUCCUUUCAUAAGGAUGAGAUACCUGCUGCAUCGUUACUCCAUCCGUGUAAAGUCGCAUUCCUUCGUAAAGGUGUUGAACUUCCUUCAGGGAUAUCCUCAUUUGUGUGCAGACGAGUGUAUGAUAUCGAGAACAAGUGUUUAUGGUGGUUAACUGACAAAGACUACAUUAAUGAGCGACAGGAAGAAGUAGAUCAGCUUUUAGACAAGACAAGACUAGAAAUGCAUGGGGCAGUGCAGUCGGGAGGCCGUUCUCCGAAACCUUUGAAUGGUCCAUCAUCUACACCACAGUUGAAAUCUGGUUCAGAUUGUGCACAAAAUAGUACAUCCUCUUUUUCUUCACAGGCUAAGGGAAAAAAGAGGGAGCGGGGUGAUCAAGGCCCUGAUUCUGCUAAACGAGAGCGUUUAUCUAAGACAGAGGAUGGGGAUACUGGGCAUUUUAGACCUGAAAGUAUGUUGAAGUCUGAGAUUGCCAAAAUAACUGAUAAAGGUGGUCUUGUGGACUUUGAAGGAGUUGAGAAGCUAGUUCAGCUCAUGCAACCUGACAGUGCUGAUAAGAAGAUUGAUUUGGCUGGCAGAAUAAUGCUUGUUGAUGUGAUAGCAUUCACAGAUAGGUUUGAUUGUCUUGGACGGUUUGUUCAGCUCAGCGGUUUGCCUGUAUUGGAUGAGUGGCUCCAAGAGGUUCACAAGGGGAAAAUUGGUGAUUGUACUGGCGGCAAGGAAAGUGAUAAAUCUGUUGAGGAGUUUCUCUUGGCUUUACUUCGUGCUCUGGAUAAGUUGCCAGUUAAUCUGCACGCCCUACAAACUUGUAAUGUUGGCAAGUCUGUGAACAAUCUGCGUAGUCAUAAAAAUUCUGAAAUUCAAAAGAAAGCUAGGAGUUUAGUUGACACAUGGAAGAAACGUGUUGAGGCUGAGAUGAAUAUGAAUGAUGCUAAAUCUGGUUCAAGCCGUGGUGUUUCAUGGCCCAACAAGCCUGCAUCUUCAGAAGUUUCUCAUGUUGGGGGCAGAAAAACUGGAAGUUCUGCUGAGGUUGGCUCAAAGAAUACCAGUGUACAACCUUCCCUAUCUAAAAAUCAAGUUAAGCCUGGUCCUGGGGAAGCUGUUUCCAAGCCAGCUGCAUCUCCAGGAUCAACAAAAUCUUUGAGUUCAUCAACUGCUAUCACUCCAAAGGAUCAGAACUUCAGAAUGUUAGUUGGUGGUGGGGCCUCGGAUCUGCCUUUAACACCAAUUAAGGAAGAAAGGAGCAGUAGUUCCAGUCAGUCUCAGAACAAUAGCCAAUCAAGUGAUCAUGCAAAAACUGUGGGUUCUUCAUAUAGGGAAGAUGCAAGGAGCUCAACUGCUGGCUCUGUGAGUAUCAAUAAAAUUUCUGGUAGUGCUUCACGCCACCGGAAAUCUACCAAUGGUCUUCAUGGAUCUUCUGUUUCAGGAGUUCAGAGAGAAGGUGUUUCAGGAAAAGUUAGUACCCCAAGUAGAAAUUUGACUUCUGAAAAGGCAUCGACGACUGGAGCAUCACAUGAUAAACUUACUGAUGUGUCCCUUGUUGACCAUGGAAAUAAUCGGCUUAUUGUCAGGUUGCCAAACACUCGGAGCCCUGCCAGAGGUGCGUCGGGGUCUUCUUUUGAAGAUCCUGUUAGUACUUCUGGGAGAGUUUCUCCUCCUGCUGAAAAGCUUGAUAACAAUGAGAAAAAACCUAAGGGCAGAAGCGAUUCCUUGCCAGUUAAUACUUCAUCAGAUAUGAACUCAGAUUUGUGUCAGAGCAAGGAUGAAGAAGGUAUUGUGUUACCUGCUUCAGGGGAGCUUCACAGAGCUGGUGAAGAUAGUGAAAAAGCUAUAGAAGCAUCAAAAGCUGCUGGCGCAUCAUCAAAGAUAACUUCGAGGUCAGGGAAGUCAUAUGAGGCAUCUUUAAGCUCAAUGAAUGCUUUGAUUGAAAGCUGUGUUAAGUUUUCUGAAGCUAAUGCAUCUGCAUCACCUGGGGAUGAUGUUGGGAUGAAUUUACUUGCCAGUGUGGCUGCUGGAGAAAUAUCUAAAUCUGAUAUGUCACCGUCAGGUUCUCCAGGGAGAAACUCAAUUGUACCUGAGGGAUCAUGCUCAGGUAAUGAUGGAAAAAUGAAACAACUUGGUGAAGAAGUUCCUCAAGUUCAAUGUCAACCUAUUGUGGUUGCAAGUGGUGGUAGUACGUUAGAGCAGGGUAAGUUUGGCUAUGUUUCGCUGGCUAAGAAUGAGUCGAGACAAUCUGUUAGCCACUUGGCGAGUGAUGAAGCUGGAGAUAGUAAAGGCACUUCAGCUGUUUGUGGGGAAAUGGCCGUGGAGUGUAGAGUACCAUGGAAUUGUUCUCCAAAUUCUCAGCAGAAUCUAGAUAUUCCACCCUUGAAGUGUGAUGUGAAGCCUGGUGAACCUUGUGAUGCUUGUGUACCUGUGCCUUCUUGUUCUAGAAAAGAGGUUUAUAUGGAGGCUGAGGGAGCUAACCAGUUUCAUGAGCAGAGAAAACUGGGGGCUCAAAAGGGAAAUGGGAGCAGCAUUUCUGAUUCUAAAUUAAAGAUGGAAACUCCCUUGUAUGAUGAAGAUAAGAAGGCAGAUUGUGCAGAUGAAAAAACUCUGGAGAACAGUACGCCAAUGGUAUCAGAAGCGGCUUCUGGAAGUGCAAAAGUUGAAAAGGACACUGAAACAACCUGCUCAUCUUCUGAGAUGGCUGUUGACAACCGGAAUGUGGACAAGGAGUCAAGUGAUGACAUAUUAAUAGAGCAGAAGACAUCUCGAAUAACUGAAAGUCACUCAGAGACUGUUGAUGGGGGAAGUGAGGAUGCUCGGCGGCGUUCUGAAUCUGGAAAUACUUUGGAUUUGCAGUCUAAGUAUGAAAAGGCUGAAGAUGUCAAGGUUGGAGGUCAAACUGAACGGACUGAUAGACAAACAGGGGAUGUAUAUUCUGCUUCGGUUCCUGAUAAUAAACAUGCCAAGGAGAAGUUGGAAAUGAAGGACCCUCUUGAUCACUCCCUGGGUGCAGCAAAUCCAGAACUUGAGCAAGCUGCUGCUUCUGUGCAAGAAAAUGAACCUUAUGAGAAGUCUAGUAGACGGAAGAUGGACAGUAAUGAAUCAGGGGAUGUGGAGGAGCAACAAGUUUCCAGUAUGAAUGCUUCGGGGCCAGAUGGAGCUACAAAGCUUGAUUUUGAUUUAAAUGAGGGUUUUCCUGUUGAUGAUGGGAGUCAUGGGGAGGUUGUUCAAGUGGGAGAUGCUGAAACUUCAUCAGCUAUUCAUGUACCUUGCCUAUUACCUUUUCAGAUUUCUACUAUGUCUGGCAGCUUACCUGCUUCAAUUACUGUGGCUGCUCCUGCUAAAGGGCCAUUUGUUCCUCCUGAAAACCCACUGCGGACCAAGACUGAACUUGGAUGGAAAGGUUCAGCAGCUACAAGUGCAUUCCGUCCUGCUGAACCCAGAAAGAAUCUGGAAUCAUCAAUUGGUACCAGUGAUAUGCCAUUUGGUGAUGCUGGUGGUAGCAACAAACAAAGUCGAGCUCCUUUGGACUUCGAUUUGAAUGAGCCAGACCAGAGAGCUUAUGAGGAUGUUGCUUCCCAAGGCUCUGCACCGGUAACAUGGUCUGAGACUGGGCCUCGUGAACGUGGUACUGGAGGACUUGAUCUUGAUUUGAAUAGGGUUGAUGAGAGUCCUGAUGUUGGUGCAUUCUCUGCUAGCAAUAAUUCUAGAUUGGAAAUCCCUCCUCUUCCUAGUAGAUCAUCAUUAUCCGGUGGAUUGUCCAAUGGUGGUGGGGUUAAUGUCUCCAGAGACUUUGAUUUAAACAAUGGGCCAGGCCUUGAUGAAAUUGGCACUGAUGCAGCACCUCGCACGCAGCCCAUCAAAAGCACUGUUGCAUUGCCAACUCCUGUUUCUAACAUUAGAGUGAACAGUCAAGAAUUUGGGAACUUCUCUUCGUGGUUCUCUCCAAACAGCUCAUAUUCAGCCAUCACUGUUCCAUCGAUUUUUCCGGGUAGAGGGGAGCAGAGUUAUGUUGCGCCUCCUGCACAGAGGGUACUGUGUCCUACCGCUAGCACUUCUUUCGGAGCUGAGAUUUACAGGGGCCCUGUGGGACCAGUGCUUUCAUCCUCACCAGCAAUGGCAUUUUCACCUGCUACCCCGUUUCAAUACCAGGGCUUCCCUUUUGAAACCAAUUUUUCUAUGUCAUCAAACUCUUUUUCAGGUUGUUCAACAGCAUAUAUGGAUUCUUCUUCGGGUGGAGCACUUUGCUUCCCUACUAUUCCCUCACAGCUAGUAGGGGCUGCUGGUGUAGUCUCAUCCCCUUACCCUCGUCCUGUAAUGAUGGGCCUUCCUGGUGGUACUAGUAACGUUGGUCCUGAUGCUAGGAAAUGGGGAAGUCAGGGUUUGGACCUCAAUGCAGGUCCUGGUGGAGGCACAGAUACAGAACGGAGAGAUGAGAGGCUUCCUUCAGGGUUUAGACCGCUUUCUAUUUCCAGUUCACAAGCCCUUGUAGAGGACCAGUUAAAGAUGUUUCAAGUGGGGGGCGUGUUGAAGAGAAAGGAACCCGACGGUGGGCUGGAUGCGAUGGAUAGAAUUAGCUACAAGCAACCCUCAUGGCAGUAAAAUUAUGGUGCAAUGUUGCAAAACCUGCAAGGCCUGAGCUUUGCAAAAUGGAGAUGACUGUUGGAAACGCUCGGAGAUGCUUUGAAGGGUCAGAUAUUUAUGGCCAGGCCUGAAAGAGUUCAUUGCCCCGAAAUCUAUGCCUUACCACCUCUAACUUUGGAAAACCGUUAGGGCCCUGGAGGCAGUUGUAUUAAUUGAAUCUGUUCUGACAGAUUGGCCUCUGCAGAUAAGUUUUCCUCUGUAGAUAUCUAACUCACAAAAAAGCAACCCACAAAAAAAAAAAAAAAAAAAAAAAAAAAAAAGGGAAAGAAAAAAAAAAAGAAAAAAAAAAAGGAAAACAAGUUGAUGUGGUGCCUAGAAACUAAGAAACUGGGGUCCAAUGUAAGAGGUUCAUGCCCAUUCAGUAACAUCAGGACCCUGAUUCUUGUUCCAUUUUAAAGGAGAGGAUUGGAUGUAUGAACUUCCCAGGCUGAGGCUGGCUUGUAUCUUCUGUCAUAAUUUUUUCUUCUUCUUCUUCUUCUUCAGUUGUUACAUAUAUAGUUAUUUACUUUAGUCAUGACUGCCGAAUUUUGUUACUUGAUCAUUCUGGUUAUUGAUAUUUGCACAGGCUGCUGAAUUGUUCUUUUUA
Messenger RNA from Ziziphus jujuba (common jujube), 6081 nucleotides. RefSeq lists its product as uncharacterized. Lineage: Eukaryota; Viridiplantae; Streptophyta; Magnoliopsida; Rosales; Rhamnaceae. Gene Ontology annotation, cellular component: nucleus. Bases 546 to 5453 code for a protein of 1635 amino acids. Gene Ontology annotation, molecular function: chromatin binding. The record is from RefSeq and is a predicted model, not a curated record. The transcript is spliced from 4 exons.